Messenger RNA from Ciona intestinalis (vase tunicate), 2655 nucleotides. The record is from RefSeq and is a predicted model, not a curated record. Lineage: Eukaryota; Metazoa; Chordata; Ascidiacea; Phlebobranchia; Cionidae.
GGCGCAUACGUAACUGACUAUGCUGCAGAACAGCUACCGGUAUGACAACGCAGAAAGAAGUUCAAUUGAAAGAGAAACAUUAAAAACACUCGGCUACCAUAUGCCUUUGGGUUAGAGACAGCGGCUUUAACUAAUUUGCACGGCGCCGAAAACUGACACAUAUCGGAAACCGGUUUAACCAGUAAUCGUGAGUGCCAAUAUAAACAAACAAGAGAGCCAAAUGCUUUAAUUAAAGUCUACAGGACCCAACGCCCGGCUUCUACAUCAAGGCUCGAUAUGUUGUUACGUUUAUGGCGGCUGUUGGUACAAUUAAUCUUUAUUUACUUCGGAAUUCCUUGAACAUUGCUAUUAUUUCAAUGGUCGGGGUCAAAAAUUCUUCUCUAGACGUGGGGAACCAAAGCGAAACGGAGAGUUUGCAAACUACUGUUCACGUAUGCCCUCGGUACCAAACAAAUUCGACGACCGAUGUACAUUUUACGCAAUAUCAGCAAGGAGAAUUCGAUUGGACAUUGGCGAAACAAGGGUUGUUGCUGUCAUGUUAUUUCUAUGGCUACACCUUUUCCAAUAUACCUGGUGCUUGGGUUGCUAAGUUAUUCGGAAUUCGUGCCACGCUUGGAGUUGUCUCGUUCGUUUCUUCAAUCUUGACUAUUCUUAUACCACUAACAGCCCGCCUAAACUUCGGUUUUCUGGUAGCUGUACGAUUGUUAAUAGGUCUGUUUCAGGGAGUCACUCUGCCAACGAUAAUGCAGGCAAUUGGAAUUUGGUCUCCGCCGUGUGAGCACACUCGUCAUAUUGCUAUCAGUUUUAUCGGGGUAACAUCCGGAAAUAUGGUCGCGUUCACUCUGGCCGGCCUUAUCGUCGCCUCGUUCGGUUGGGAGUGCGUGUUUUAUGCGGCAGGGGGUAUUGGCUGCUUGUGGUCGAUUGCUUGGGUUUUGUUAAUUCACGAUUCCCCACUUAAACAUCCCAGGAUUUCAAAACAGGAAUCAAUUUACAUAACGAAAAGUCUUUCGGAGGCAGCAUCUGCAGAAAGCGGGAAAAUCACUUUAAAGAUUAUACCGUGGCGUAAGAUAUUGACGUCCAAGCCGUACUGGUCAACUGUUGCCCCGCAUUUGGCUGAAACUUGGACGACCGCAAUUACACACUAUUGGGUGCCUCAAUACAUUGCCAAGGUUCUGGGCUUUAGCAUUGAAAAUGUUGGAUUCUUAUCAUCACUACCAUAUGGACUCAACGUGUUCAGUUUGGUUAUGAGCGGUUUUCUCUCGGACUUCAUUUUAUUGAAGACACAAAUACGCAAGACUUUUCUUCGAAAGGUGUUUUCUAGCAUUGGGUUGGGAGGUACAGCUUUGUCUUUUCUGAUUUUACCUUCAUUCGGGUGUAACCAUACUCUUGCCAUUGUGUUGAUAUGUACGUCUUAUAUGUUUGUGGGGUGCAACUAUUCCGGGUACCGUGUGGCUCUUGCAGACAUGGCGCCUUCGUACUUGGGCAUUAUGUACGCCAUUUCUAACACGUUCUCAUGUCUACUGGUGUUAUUUGCAACACAGAUAGUCGGAAUAAUGCUUGGAGAUGGCUCGCUCCCGUACUGGAAAACUGUGUUUUAUGUAACUGCGGCAAUAUCCGCAUUCGGUCUGUUUGUAUACCUUUGGUUUGGAACAAGCGAGUUGCAACCGUGGGCAAAAUCUAAAACAAAACAAGAGAAUAAAGAGGAGACGAAACUCUUUGUGGAGAUGUCUGAAACACUUUAAAUGGUUAUCAAUGACGAAGGAAACCAGGUUCGAAGCUCGGUGCUGCUGAUUCGAGUUUAUAUUUUCUCACAGCUUUAAAAAAUCAUUAUUUUGUUAAAACGCUACUGUAUAUUCUGAAAUCUCAUUACAUUUGGCAUUUUUUGUAAAGAGCUUAUUGUUUUAAUGUUUAUGUGAAAUGUUUAUUCAGUUAAUGUCACAUGAUUAAAACAGUUAUAUGGCCUAAGCGUAAGGUGUUGUACUGCGGGUAAAAUGGGACACCCUAUUCUUAAUACGUCAUGGUCAUAAUAGGCUAUGUAAUAUAUAAUAAAAUGUGCUUUAAAAAAUAUAUAAAAUGUGCUUUAAAAAAUAUAUAAAAUGUGCUUUAAAUGAACAACCCCAUCUCCCCCCACCUUACAACAUAAGCCAGUGAUUACUAUACAUUGUCCAAACUGGUGGUCUUAUAAUAUAGUACUGUGGGGUAAGAUGGGACAUCUAUUCAUUCUAUUUUCUCGUCCCACCUAAGGUAUUUUUGUAUAUCUUUAUUUGAUUACAACAACAAAGUAUAAUAACAGUUUAAACAGCGAACAGACGAGGCAUAGCAGCAGAAAAUUAUAAAACCUUACGACUCCCACAGACCGUUGUUAAAUGUUUAAAACACAACCAGGAUAUUUAGAUAUUAUGUGCCUAAAGUGUCCCAUCUUCCCCCACCCUACUAUAGACAACAAUCACCUGAAAAGUCAGCAUAAGAUGUAUGAACCACAUAUACAUAAAAAUCUUCUUUUUUGUGUUAUUACUCUGACUUGAUCAAAGCAAUAAUAAGAAGUUUAUCAUUACUAUUAUAGUAGGGUGAGGGAAAUGAGACACCGUUUGCACACAUAAUAUCCUGGUCGUGUUUUAAACAAUUAACAACGGAAUAUGGAAGUUGUGGGGAUAC